Penicillium brasilianum is the source of this 3533-nucleotide messenger RNA. The record is from the annotation of a GenBank genome assembly. Lineage: Eukaryota; Fungi; Ascomycota; Eurotiomycetes; Eurotiales; Aspergillaceae.
AUGGGCGACAUUGAAAAGCCAGAAGCUGAGACAGUCCUCAACGUGGAUGAUGAGCGACUGAGCAAGCUCAUCACGCCUCCGUUGGACAUGCCGGUAUAUGAACCAGCGGAGAAUGGUCCUAUUGAUAGCCUUCGUUCCAAAGCGGGCUCAAUCAUUCGCACAGAGCAUGAAGGGGAUAUGUUCUUUGAAGCCGCUGAACAUGAAUCGAUUGCCAAUGGCGUAUUCCUCAAGAACAUCCACGGCAUUCCAGAGUCCGCGAUUGACCACGACUGCUGGAGGGUCAAUGCCUAUGUGCAUGGAGGCACGGGAUCCGUCGCCAAAAAGCGCGAAAUCAACCUCAAGUUCGGCCGUGUGAUUGCCCUAGCAGGGGAUUUCUACAGCAGUAACAAAGAUAAACACCGUACGCCCAUUUGUGGUGCAUUUUUUACAAAUGAGCCCACUGGGAAUCCUGACGAGGACUUGCGGAAUCAGUCCGAGCGAUUCCGUUCUGCUGUCAAGAGUAUUGUUCAGGAUGAUGAUGGAAACCUUAUUCAGCUAUGCUCGCUCAUAGAUCACGAGCACGAGAAGAUUGCGGAGCAUGAGGGUGAAUAUCACACUAUUGCCAACAUAUAUCAUGAAGCAGACAAGUGUGGUCUUCCUUCAUCCUCUCAAUUCUGGAGCGCCACUGUGGGUAGAUCGAAUCCCAAGUUGAGUCUCUAUACCUGGCUCCUCUUUAUCAAUUCCGAUCAUUUUGGAAAUGAUGCGGUCACUGCUUACACAGUUGGUCAUAAAGUGGCCCUUCAGCUAGCCCGAGAGGCCGGUCAGCUGGAGGAGAGCAACGAAAAGGAACGUGCUGAUGGAUUGCAAGCCGCUUAUUUGCAUGAAGCCUUCUGCCUACACUACCUGACCGAUCUAUUUUCUUCGGGCCAUAUUCGCACUCCCCGGCGUGAGCUGCACAAUGAUAGCUAUACGGAGGCUAGUUUUAGUGCAGCUAGGCUGGUAUUUGGGGGCAAAGAGGUUCCGAUUUGGGAUUUCCAGUGCAAUUAUAUGCACGAUAAUGACUCUGCAACUGGUCUUCUUGUCCAGAACAAGAAAGGCGAACAGUGGAUUGCAUAUGGCGAUAAACAGUUUGUCGAGAAUUGGGAUGCCGUGAAUCACGCCCGAGUCACCCACGCCGUCCAAGUCUCUGUGGAUGAAGUGUACGAGGCUUUCAAAACUACCACCGAGAAGCACCCAUCAUCAUUCGAAGUGCUAGACUUGAUCCCACAGCCAAUGCUCUCCGCAGAAAAAGGUCGCUCUGCUUCCUGGAUUGAUCAGUUCGGAGGCUACGAUAUGCACAAUCCCGCAGCUCUCUGGAAAGUUACCAACGAAGGAGACAAAUCCCAUUUGACCAUUCGAGCUAACCUCAACGACUACUCUCUUUACCGACGAGUGGAUGGAUCCCCCAGGUCCACCAGCAGCCUUAGAAUAAACCCAACCGCGACCCCAGAAUGCGUUGCUAUCCAACAAGCUCCUUUCCGCGGCUCGGACGCCUUCCCUUCCGCGGGCCCCAUCGACAACCUAGUCAGCGGCGGCUUUUUGCAGAUCCAGGACCUCAACCCACCCGGCAUGGGCGUUCGCACCUGUGUCAACUUCUGGGGUCCAGCUAAAGUCAAUUUGACCGCAAGAGAUAACUCGAAAUUCCAGUCGAAUACGUUCACUCUUCGCAAUCGGCUUAUUGAUUUUGAUCGCGAGCAAAGUGCCGAUGACGCAGUGACUUGGCACUGGCAGAAAUGGUAUGACCAGCAGAAUGGUCUCUCGCUGUUCCGGUUCAAUCGUCGCUCCGAUGGCCAAGUCGUUGUCUCGCAGUGGGAAACGAAGGACCCUUGCCCUACUCUGCCGGUCACCUUUGACCCCAAUCGAUCUUGGGCGUUCUCGUCUACUCAAACAAUUCGCGAGCGGCCUUUGAUCAGCCUUGACAACCGUCAAGCUGGGUUGACUCGGUUUGUGGUUGGUAACUUGGUAAAAAGACCUUCCUCUUCUCACCCGGACAUCGUCUGUCUCUCGUUCACUCCAGACGGGCCAGUUCAGCUAGCCCUCUCCUCAGCUGGGCCAGGAGAGGAACCCGUCAUGAUUCUAACACUCGAGGCACGCGGCAUCUACCAAUUCAUGAAGCGCGUCAAGCAACAAAGCGGACCUGAUCGUAUCCUACUUGCACGAUACCGCCGCGUGGAGAAUGACUGCGUACAAGUGACCUUUACCACGAUCGCCUUCUCCGACACAAAGGAACUCCACGAAGAAACAAGCAAGGUCAAUAUUCCCCUCUCCGAAUUUGAAGCAGAAACCUCCAUCGUGGUAGGAGAUCUUCUCGGAACGGGCAACGACCAGGCUAUCGUCGUCCACGACACCAAAGCGGUCUCCAAAUACAUCAUUUACGCCUUCAACGAGGGCAAACUAGCCCAGGCUGAGGAAUUCGACAUCCUUCGCGAGGAAAAGUCCCCAGUCCUCCGACCUUUUAUGACAGCUCUCCUCCCGGCACAGCCUGCGCAAAAGAAACUCCCUUCUAUCCUCCAGCUAGCCCUCCACAAGGUUGAUGAGAAACCAACACUUGUCUUCCGAGUCACGAACCGCGCAUCCGGCUCAACGGAGUGGAAAACCACCAUCUCUCGCGUGGAAGACCCGUUAUCCACGGAUGAACAUUAUUUCCAUUUGAAAUGGAUCCGAUGCACACACCAGCCUCCAGGCUUCGAAUCUCGCAACGCAUUGCUGGAGAUCUUCUCAUUCUACGGUGCGCUGGGCAUCAGGCUUUUCUCUGCAGAGAAUUCGCGGAAGCUUGACGAGUAUAGCGAGCAGGGCCGGCAGCAGUAUAUGGGGCAGACGUCUCUUGGGACUGGCCUGGGUGCGGAGGGAGACUGGGCUAAUGGUAUUAUGACGUGGGGAUCAUCCGAGAAUGAUUUUAUGGAUGUCACGAGGUGGACGCCCGAUGUUAAUGGGAAGAUGGGGGAGGGCGCCUGGGGAAUGAGGGAAAGAGAUGCUGGGCGUGUUUUGAUUCGGGGGUGGGAGGUUGAGAAGCGUCCUGGGUAUUGAAGUAUACAUCAAAGAUGUCCGGGAGAUAUUCGGAAAUUUGGGCAAUUUCCUAUGAUCCUUCUUGCUUAACUGAUUCACGGAAAUCAUUUUUUGGGUUAUUUCCGCAGAUUGGAAAGCGAUGGCCGUCAUUCUGCGCUUGAUUGUUCAGGUCCAGGCCUGCGGAAGAUCACAGAUCGAACAUGAAGAGUGACCACUAGUGACCACUAGUUUUCACCUUAAUAUCUUAGGUGAUAGAUUCUGUGAUGUUUGAUGCCGGUGACUGGAGGAUGUUUGCCAUUCGAAAUGCUAGAAUGAUGCUCCCUCUGUCUCGUAUAAUCGAUUUCCCAUGUUCGGUGCUGCUUGGUUGAGCCGCUGGGAGUACUACAACUGCCCAGAUAUAUUGAGCCGCUUUGACCACCACCUACGGAUAGCCUAUUUUAUGACCUCAACGACCGCAAAUGAUCAGAGUUCGAUUGACUUCAAACCCCAAUUCUUCGUACAGUGUAUCG